UCGAGGCCUCCGGGGACGAGGCAGGCGUCCACUCCGGGCUCGAGCUCCGUGGCGCGACCAUGGACCGGAGGAAAAAGCCCCUGGACGUGACGGCGUCCUCUUUGGUGGACCUGAAGGCCGAACUCUUCCGGAAACAAGAAGAAUUCAAGCAAGAAAAACUCCUAAAAGAUUCUGGAGUUUUGGGGAAACCAAAAACAACUAACAAGAAACCGAGUAUCUGGACCAAGCAGAAUGCAGGGGUUUCCAGCCGGGCUGAGAAGGAUGCCGAGGAGAAGAUCGAGGAGCAGAAGACGUUAGACAAGGCGAGGGAGAAACUGGAAGAGAAAGCCAAAUUAUAUGAGAAAAUGACUCAGGGAGACUUUAUAGACGAAGAGGUGGAGGAGAUGUACCUGGUGGACUUCAACCAGAAGAUCAUGGACAGACAUCGGGAAAACGGGGCACCUGCUGCCCACAGGCCCGCGGGGGACAGGGAGGACGAGGAGGAGGAGCGCCUUUCCGAGAAGGACAUCCCCCCGCCCCAGGACCCCAGCGAGGAGUGGGUGGAUUACGUGGACUCUCUGGGCCGGUCCCGGCGCUGCAUGAAAAAGGAUCUGCCGCACCUGCUGGAGCUGGACAAGAACCUCCAGGGGAGGCUUUUUCUCAGCCCUGCCAAUGAGAAAUCCUUACUGUCGGAAGACAUGCGGAAAGAGCUGCAGCGCCAGGAGUGGGAGGAGGAAGAACGGGAGGCCCUGAAAAGGCCCAUGGGCCCCAUCCACUACGAGGACAUCCGGGAAAACGAGGCCCGGCAGCUUGGUGUUGGCUAUUUCGCCUUUGCCCGAGACAAGGAGCUUAGGAACAAGCAGAUGAAAACGCUGGAGAUGCUGCGUGAGCAGACCACGGAUCAGAGAACAAAGCGAGAGAACAUAAAGGAAAAGCGGAAGGCCCUGUUAGAAGCACGGCUCGCUAAACUGCGGCAGAAGAAGAUGAAGAAGUCAAAGGAGGAUGGAACCGAGGAAGGAAGUACAGAUGGAGAUGUGAUUGGACCUUUGCCACCAGAGCCAGAAGCUGUGCCACCCCCACGUGCAGCCGCCCCCAGCAGCAAAGUCGAGGUCAUCGUCCAGGAGCGGAAGGACACCAGGCCCGGCGUGCCCCACGUGCGGGAGUGGGACCGAGGGAAAGAGUUUUCCUUUGGCUACUGGUCCAAGAGGCAGUCGGAACUGCGGGCCGAGCGAGAUCCUGAGUUCGCCCCACCGUCGGAUUACUUCCUGGGUCAGAGGAGAGCUGGGCCUGGGAGCAGCAGGCCAGGGCCAGCACACGGUGACCCGGGCCAGUGCCCUGGUCAGAGGCCCGCACCCAGCGCCGCACACGCGCCAGCCACCGCAGCCCCCGAGAGCCCGCCGCAAGCCCCCACAGUCACGUUCGAAACUCUGGAUGAUAUGAUAUCCUAUUAUAAACAGGUGACCUGAACCUCCAGCCAGCCCGACAGGGCGACCCUGGGGACGUGCCUCCCCCCGCUCCCCGCAGGGCCAGCACUGUCAGGCCUGCCUCCCGCUGGGAUGGACACGUGCGCGUGGCCCUUCUUGGCUCUGUUGCUCUCUGCCUUACGUGGCAACAGUCACCUCGAUUUCCACGGAAGCUGUGACCCAGUGUCUUUCACUCCAUCUGAAGCUCCGUUCUAUUCCCUGUCCAGUACUGACAGGCCAGCAGGCAUCCUUGUUCUAGGAACUCUGAGGCUCUAGUAGUCGCCAGAGCAUCUGCGGGAGCAGUUUUUGCCAGUGACGGGGGUAAACAGGAGCCAGAGUGAUCUGGUCUCCCAGGGGCCAUGGUUCUGGUGGCCUCUUGAGUGGGGUCAUUGAGAUGAUGAGCAGGGCCAGGGAGGGGAACUGCAGGAGGGCGACGCUGGAGCCACUUAUUGUCGCCCCCUCCUCUGUCACAGUUCCUGCUACCGAUGCUCAGGGACUUGGGCUCAGGCCUGGGCAGAUGUGGAGGCUGCACGAGUGUCCCGGCACUUCCUGGCUGAGCGCCACGCCCCUCACCCCACCCCUCACCUCCCCACUGCACCUGUGUCCCUGACUGCCUCCCUGGGCUCCACCCCGGUUCCCGUCAUUCUUGGGGACUGGAUGCGCGGUCCGUUCCCACAGUGGCGUCCGUGGGGGCGCUGCUCUCGUUAUCUGGACCCGGGGGGCUUCUCUGCAGUCCAGG
This is a messenger RNA of Sorex fumeus (smoky shrew), 2181 nucleotides long. RefSeq names its product coiled-coil domain containing 174 (gene CCDC174). Gene Ontology annotation, cellular component: nucleus. Bases 60 to 1445 code for a protein of 461 amino acids. The transcript has 11 exons. Lineage: Eukaryota; Metazoa; Chordata; Mammalia; Eulipotyphla; Soricidae. The record is from RefSeq and is a predicted model, not a curated record.